AUGCUCAAGGACCAAAGCGUGAAGAUGGGCAAGCAGUAUGACAGUCCUGAGAGUAAGGACCAUAUUCAGCCUUUUAUCGAGAGCUUCCAUCUACAAGACUCGUUGAGCGACAUGGUCCAGCCUGACCCGAGCAAGUACAGCAACUUCAACGAGUUCUUUGCACGCGAAAUCAAGGAGUCUGCUCGACCCAUUGCUGAGCCCGACAGCACCAGCGUUGUGAGCAGUGUCGCGGACUGCAGGCUUACGACGUAUCCGACUGCUGAUAUGGCCACGAAAUACUGGAUCAAGGGCUUCGGGUUCACGCUCUCAAAACUGCUCGGCUCUCAGCAACUAGCGGAGACUUUCAAUGGAGGGCCUAUCAUCAUCCACCGUCUCGCGCCGCAGGACUACCAUCGCUGGCAUGCGCCUGUGGCCGGUACCGUCGAAAGCAUUACAGAGAUCCCCGGGACAUACUACACCGUCAACCCGCAAGCGAUCAAUGAAGAGGGAACGCUCGAUGUGUUCUGCGAAAACCGUCGAUCUGUCAUGAUCUUGAAGCGGCCUUCGGGUACUCGCAUCGCAAUCAUUGCCAUCGGAGCCAUGCUCGUUGGAAGCAUCCGGUACAAUCCAGGCAUCAAAGAAGGCGUCGCUGUCCGCCGAGGUCAGUGCCUUGGAGCGUUUCUUUACGGCGGCAGCACGGUGAUCACUCUGUAUUCCAAGGACAAGAUGAAGCUGGACGAGGACCCGGUGAAGAAUUGUACGGAAGAGAAGUGUGAAACGUAUGUCAAAGUGGGCUGGCGUGUGGGUGUUGAGCAGCACGUUGAGUAUUUGGGCUAG
Saxophila tyrrhenica is the source of this 816-nucleotide messenger RNA. RefSeq lists its product as uncharacterized. The transcript is spliced from 5 exons. The coding region runs from base 1 to 816 and encodes 271 amino acids. Gene Ontology annotation, biological process: phospholipid biosynthetic process. Gene Ontology annotation, molecular function: phosphatidylserine decarboxylase activity. NCBI's taxonomy places the organism in Eukaryota, Fungi, Ascomycota, Dothideomycetes, Mycosphaerellales, Extremaceae. The record is from RefSeq and is a predicted model, not a curated record.